Molecule: messenger RNA, 6159 nt
Organism: Nerophis lumbriciformis (worm pipefish)
Lineage: Eukaryota; Metazoa; Chordata; Actinopteri; Syngnathiformes; Syngnathidae
Source: RefSeq, a predicted model, not a curated record
AUGAUGAGCCGAAGACAUAUCUCCAUCAAAGCCGGGGCCACCAAGAAUAAAGCCCCAUGCGACGUGACAACCUCCAUUAGCUUGCCUCCCCUGGUCGAAGGUGAGCUGCGAUGCUUCCUGCGCGUGACCGUUGGCUGUCUGCUCUGGAGUGUGGCCAAGCCUCCGCCAGUGACGUCAGUGCGUCUGCGUUGGUGGGGGGAGUCCUCGGAUGGCACACACUUCCAUCCCAGAAAUAGUGCGCUGCCUUCGCAGAAGAGCGUCAGGACCACGGCGCGCUUCCCCGUUCGCUGUGGACCCAAGCAGUUCACCGCGUACCUGGCAGAUAUGGGAAACUUGGUGCUUGAGGUUUUGAGCAAGCAGGGUCAUCUGCCCAUCGCUAGAGCUCAAGUGAAGGAUAUAUCCUGCCUUUCCCAGUCACAGCCAAUCACUGGAUUUCACACCCUGAUGUCGCCAACAUCGAAGAAGCUUGGCGAGGUGGAGGUCUCGCUUCACUUGGAGCCUCUGGCUGGAGCGUUCGAAAAUCGCAGCUCUUCCAUUCUCACCAAUUACAUCACCAGCAGUGUUCCACAGGUACCUUCAAUGGCCCUGUUUGACGAGCAUCCUGCUCCAGAUGCCACCAAAUCAGAUGAGGGCGGCGAUGGAAACACGCUACGAGAGGAAGAUCAAAUCGUAGAGAGAGACGAGUCGUUGGAGAACUUAAAGUUGCAAGCAAACUGUCAAAACACUGUGGAUCAGCCAAAUAAUGACAUCCUCUCAGCCUCUAUGGAGUGUGGCAACAAACUUAGGGACACAAUGGCAACAUCAGAUCUGGAAAGUGACAAAACUUCUAUCCCGGUUCUCAAAGACUUUCAACUUCCAACCAUCCCCUCCGAAAUAUUCUUUGAAAACAUCCUGCUUGCCGAUUCAGCCGUCAAGCAGUCAGAAGACAAUGCAGUUGUCGAUUGUGGUCUUGGUUGUUCUUCUGACAUGGAUGGCAGAGCUGUGGAGCUCCUACUCGGGUACAGAUCGAAGACGUCCGUGCCUCCACUGUGGCAAGGUGAGGCCGACUUCUUCGAGUCUCCAUCCAGUCACGGCAGCUUGAGUGGAGACAGUGAACUCGGCGACCCGCAGUAUGACAACAGCUUGCUGGAAAAUCUGUUCUACAAAACAACGUCAGAGUCAAGAGCAGAGGAGAUGGCAGGUAACGGUGAAAGGCAGAAGAACGGUGUAUCUCAAACUGAGAAACGGUUGAAACAGUCUGCGACCAAGUCAAGGGAAAAUCCUGUUUUAGAGCUUCAAGGCGAUCUAGCUAAUGCCGACAUUCCUCUGAACCUGGAGCAGCUGGCAUUUUUGAGUUUCAUGAGAUCAGCCAAAGUGACUGUCGACUCAAUGAGUGUGCCUAAGGACUGUGCCAGCCCCCCGUCCGUGAAGACCCCAUGCAAAUCUCCUUCCCUGUUACGUAGAAAGAAAACCACAUAUUUUGUCGAGUACGCGUUCCCCAAGACUUCCUCCUCCAAUCGACCGGCACGAAAUUUGGUGCCCGGGGUGGAUGUGACCAGGGCUGCUUCCAGUAAUGUUGCAGGAGGAGUGGUCAGCUUCCAUCAGCUCUCCAUGUUUCCCGUCCGCUUCAGCAAAACAACAGUUAAAAGGUGGUGGGCAAGUGAUCUCCUUUUCCGCAUUUUCGCUCGAAAACAUGACCAAAAUAAGGCUGUUCUAAUCGGAGAGGUCGCUUAUCCACUGCGUUGUCUGCUGCAGAGCCAGCAGCUCAGCGAGUCUCUCACACUGCCUGUGCAUGCUGUGGAGGGCGCAAAACAGGAACUUUGUGUUCUCAGGGUGCUGCUCCAACUUUGUACCAACCAUGGAGUCUCUGAAACUUCUGAAAAAAGAGACUCCUCAUCUUCACGCAGCCCUCAAAGAGAGUCUUCUACUACGUCGCAGUUUGUCGACAUUUACUCGAAUCAUCUCACCGGCCGCUCUUCAGAAGACAUUGCACUAAAUGUUCCACUUCAAAAUUCCAUGCUCACCCCUUAUCCGACACGGCACACACCGCCGGACCCGGCACGACGUCUGACACCAGAAGAACCCGAGGUCCUGUUGCACACGUUGCUCAUGGUGCCGGACGGCAAGAACUUUAACAGUGGCCCGGCGCAGGCUGUCAACGUCUACUUGAGCUGUAAACUCUUCUGGUGCGACGAGGUGGUGAGGUCUGUUGUCAGCUGGGGCCGUGCCAAUCCUUCAUUUAACUUUGUCCAGGUAACCCCUGUGGCUCUAACUCCAAACUUACUGGAACGAAUGAAGAACAACUUGAUGGUGAUCGAAGUGUGGCAGAAGACAAGUGGCUCCAGCCAUGAGAGACUCCUCGGCCUUGUCAAACUUCCUUUACACCAGUUCUACAUGUCCUUCAGGGACUCCCAAAUUGCCCACCUUCUUCUCCAGGCGCAGUAUCCAGUUUUAGGGGUGGACUGCUACAUGCCGGUAGUGGACGUCUUCUCUGGCGGCUGCAGAGGAAGUCUUAGAGUCACACUGGCCAUGGGCCUCUGCGAGCAGGUGCUCGCCCUGCAGCGCGCCAGAGACAAUGAGCGCGAUUCGCCGAGCCACCCUUCCCUCAGAAGGCUGCAUCUACUUGACCACCAGCCCAGUGCACCCGCCAAGGAGUGUCUGUCAGCAGUACCCCAUCUUCACUCUCGAGCAAUGACUGAGCACGUGUUUACCAUCCAGGUGGAAAAGGUGUCGGGCCUGACCCCUCUGCAAUCUACAGUGUGGGGCGAGGCCGACUGUUAUAUUCAGUACACUUUCCCCUGUCAAGAAGUUGCCGAUUUUGACACCACCCUGGAUGGAUAUAGUAACACCAACCUGAAGCCUUUUCGGACCACAACUACUUUGUGCGUUCCUGACCCGUUGUUCGGGCACACGGAGACACACGCCCUGUUGGUACCUGAGGGUGUUCCUGUUCAGAAGCUGUUACUCAGCUCUCUUUCCAGCCAAGGUCUGAGAGGUGGUGGGGGCGUGAAUUUUGAAGUUUGGUGCAGAUAUUAUUAUCCCAAUGUCCGAGACCAGCUGGUGGCCAAAGGGAUUCUGCCAUUGUCUAAGCUGUGUGCCAUGGUCACAAUGCAGGGACGGCAUCUUGACGAUGCCGAGAAAUUUUCGCUACCUCUACUCACCAAAGUGGAUGGCCUGCCAGCACAUCAGCUUCAUUCCUCUGGCCUUCUUGAUGUGUGCAUCCGGUACAAGUACCGUCCGAUGAGAGUGGACAAACUGACUGGCAGAGGAGCCGCCUGUUCCUCCGUAACACUCGUGGUUCAAGUACACAGAGGGUGUGGUUUGCAGGCAGCAGCCAGAGUCAUAGCCCAGCAAGACGAAAGGUUCGACUACUUUGCCACCGUGGGAGUCAACUCUUAUGUGAGCGUUCACUUGUCCAUGUUGCCCGACGACGAGCCGUCGUGCACCCGCGUGGCUGCCAGGACUUUCUGGCCGGAGUUUGACCACCGUGCUGAGAUGCGCUGUGACCUACUCGUCCACAAAAGUGGUGGCGAAACCUGCAGUCUGGCCGAGCGGCUGGCUGAAGCUUCGGCUGUUUUCACUGUUUGGAACAAAGACAACCGUAAAGGUGUUACUGCCACGGCUCCGGAUGUGAUGUUGGGCACAGUAAAAAUACCUUUAAUCGAACUCCUCCAUAAAACAACAGGAAUUUCUGGUUGGUUCAGCAUCUCCGCUAAAUGCGAUUCCCUUCAAAGACGGCACACGUUGGUUGGAGGCCUAGAGAUCUCAGUUGGCUUUGCACACCACUCUGAACGGGAGAGGGUCAUUCAUGCCGCUGAAGAUUUGGGCUGGGAUCUGACCCAGGCUCAGAUAGACUGUGAUGACCAAGGUGCCUGGGAGCUGAGCACCAAGAAGUUAUCCAUCACCUUCUCCAUGCCCAGAGCGUGGUUACCCCUUCACUGCUUCUUCCUGCCGGGUCACGACACUCUUCAGCGCUCCACUUACUGCUACCUCCGAUACAGAUUCUAUGACCACGACACUUUUUGCUCGCACAUGAAGCACCCGUGUGUGGGCGAUGACAAACAGGCUACCGUAAUGUUCCAGGGGAGCCGCACCGUGGAGCUGAACCGCUCCCAGGCUCUCUUGUGGUACCUUCGAGAGGAGAAGCUGGAGGUCCAGGUAUGGGUGGCUUUCCAGAAGGACAAAAGCGAGAAGCCACGGGACACGGACCGCCUACUGGGUUCCGCCUUCAUUGAUCUGUCCUCUUUUGCCAAAGCUCACCAGCCGAAGUUGACUAUCAGCGGAGUGUAUCCACUUUUCCGACGCUCAGCGGCAGACCUGCAGGGCGCCGCACUGCGGGUUCACCUCGGCCUGACCUCUGGUUGCGUUCCCACUGUGGAAGACGACCCGGCGGGCUCCGACAGCCAGGAGGAGACCUUAGUAGAGGGGCCACUACAUCCCACGCCACCUUCUUCCCCGAACCGAAUGACACAAAGCCAAACCACUCCAGACGACGUAAUAUUGCAGCCUGACGAAAUUAACGAGGACGAAUCCUUCCCAGCGACUGUUGUCCUGCACAGAGCUAAGAACCUCGAUGUAAAUAUAAAUGGCCAACCCCCAUUUGACAGCAGCACUCCGGCAGCAUGCUGCUUCAUCUCAUAUGUUACUGCCAACACUGCAGAACCCGUAACUACGCCCGUGGUGGCUGACACCAACUGCCCCAUUUGGGACCACCAGCAUGACACCAGGCUUUCCAAGCAACUCCUACUUGACCCACAACAAAGCCUGGUAUUCAAAGUCCUCCACAAAAACCCCUCAGGAGCUGAGCAGGUGAUCGGCUUCACGUCCGUCGACUUGUCCCCGUUACUCUGUGGACUGCAGUCGCUGUGCGGCUGGUACAACGUCGUUGACUUCAGCGGGCAUUGUAGAGGUCAGCUCAAAUUGGCCGUCACACCACUAAAGUGGGUGCAGGACCUCCGCGGGCACAGAAAAGCUGCUCUGGACAGGGAGUUAAAAGUGUUUUCUUCACAGCCUUUGUCCCAGGUUGCAUCUUGCAGCUACCAGACCACCGGAACUUACAACAGCUUCCCUUCUCACGUCAGUCGAUUCCCUGAGCAGCACAUCUCUUCACCUGACCACAGGGAGGCACUCACUCCCAAAAAGCAUCCUUUGACUAAUCCUGUGCCCAGUGAGAGUGAACGCCACCACGAGCACAUGCAAAAGGUGCGUCUUCAUCAUCAGAGUCUCCAGGAGCAAGCCACACCGCACUCAUCCUGCGACAGCAUCAGUGACGUCAACCCUUCCGGCUCGUUGCUCUUCUCCACCAUCAGGAAAAUUAUGAGCGAUCAAGAUAACAUCCAGAGAUACUUCAGCAGCAAGCUCACGUCGCCUACUUUCCCACCUGCUUCAGUACCUGAUGAGCAGAAGCAGGCUGAGAGCAACGAGGAUCGGCUUCUCGUCACUUCCCAACAUUUCGCAGACGAUGUCCACAAUGGUCAUCACCAACAAGCCAUUUCCUCCAUCAUCCACUGUAGCCCAGCCAAAGAGAACCAUUCUAAGAUGCUAAUAUCCUCAUCUUGUCCACGGUCAUGUUUCCCUACAUCUCAGUCUGAGGAAGAACAGGAUAGCGGACACAGGGAGGAAAAUGUAGUCGAUGAUGAAGAAUGUAAAUCGCAUUUUAGCAGCGAAGAAGAAGAGGAAGAUUACGAGGAAGAGGUGUUGGAGCCAAGGCAUUUGAAUGAAAUCAUGUUUUCCCCGGUUAAGACCACGCCAUGGAAUAGCAUCCUAUCAGAACAGGGCGAGAGUCUGACGAAACCCAGCGAGGAAAAAGACGUCGUCGUUCAACGCCACCGAGCCAACAGUUUAGAAGACUUAUUCGGAGAUUUCGAAGAAGCUUCAAAUUCUCCUAGUGACGAUGACAACAAAUCAGCAGCGGCCAGUGAGGCAAAGUCUACGUCAGAGAACCAAGUCUCUCUUCCCAACUUUUUCCUGCCCUCACAUCAGUUGGAGGCUUCUCUGAAAGUGGUACACCUGGCGCCCUUACUUUCCAGUUCGUCAAGUGAUGCUGAGGGUGGCCUUCCUCCUCUUCACAUCCCUCACAAGGGUCGUUGGCGCUGUCCCUCCAUGUCGCCCACCUCCAGGAGGAGAGAGACUGAAAGAUUUGCCAGAAUCUGCGCCACUCGCUUAGAUGACGAUGAUUAG